This is a messenger RNA of Polyodon spathula (Mississippi paddlefish), 1182 nucleotides long. Its product is annotated as short transmembrane mitochondrial protein 1-like. NCBI's taxonomy places the organism in Eukaryota, Metazoa, Chordata, Actinopteri, Acipenseriformes, Polyodontidae. The record is from RefSeq and is a predicted model, not a curated record. The transcript is spliced from 3 exons. The coding region runs from base 374 to 517 and encodes 47 amino acids.
UUUAGUAACUUUUAGCAUUUCUGACAGCACAUCGGCGAUAAAGAGUUGUUGUCAGACCUGGUGAAAAGAUCGAGCGUAGAAAUAAUAACACGCGUGUGUUAAUGAGGGAUAUUUCUAACUAAAUCUCUAUGUGAAUCGUGUUUAAAAAUCCAAUCGUUUUAAAAAGAGAAGGUUUGGAACAGGAAAUGGGGCACAAUUUACAUGUGUAGUAUAGAUUGAGGGAAAGUCGCUACCGGAACUCUUUGGAUUCCCAUGAUGCAGCGCGUAGGCACGGACGGAAGUUCCAAUGUUAAACCGGCGGAGUUGUGUGUGUUUGUAGAAGGUUGUUGGUAACAGCAUUCAGCUUGAAGUGUGCAUUAUUGUUUAAAAUAACAUGUUGCAGUUUUUGGUGGGGUUUACUUUGGGAAAUGUAGUUGGGAUGUUCCUGGCACAGAACUAUGAGGUGCCAAACAUUUCUAAGAAGAUUGAAGAGUUCAAGAGAGAUGUGGAGGCUAAGAAGAAGCCCCCAGGUUCCUGAAAUGGAGAGGAUACUUUUCAAGAUCCGAGAGCAUCAAUUCAGUAUCAAAAUAUUGUUUAGAGCGACAUUUUGAAUUAAGUAGACCUGUUAAACAAAUUGAGCCUUUUUUUUUUUUUUUUUUUUGUAAAAAAUUCCUGUAUCAAUCAGCGUAGAAUAGAAUGUGGAGACGAUGGCACAAACCUUUGGAAAUUAUUACCACAGAAAACUGCAAGCCUAUAAACUAUUUAUCAUCAUCUGAUGGGGGUGUGGCUUUUAUUAUAUACGUUUUGCUUAUUGCUGAAGACCCAGAAACCAGGAUUCCACCUGGAUUGCAUGAAGCCCUGAUUUUUACAUUUAAUCCCAGGAUAACCAUGGAUGGGUGGUUGAUGCAUUUCUGCAGUGCUGUAUUAAUCCAGUUUAUCCCACCGAGGCAUACAGUAGGGUUGAUUAUUGUAAAUCAAGUUCAUGUAACUGAUUUCACAGACGUAUGUAUAACGUCCAAACUGCUGUUAACAACAGCAGGGCAUGUAGUUGCACUUUAGAAAGUGGGGUAGCACCCUGUGUGGGAGAAAUGCUGAAACUGUUACUGUGAGAAAGCACAAACAGUGUUGAUCAUCAGUUAUCAAAAAACUUUCAAACAGCUAUUUAUAAGAAGAUGUUUUAAUGAAUAAACAUUUAUUUUACUG